GGGCGGUAGCUCCGUGUACUAUAAAAGCCGGCACAUAGUCGUAGACUCAUCAGUUUCAACUGUCGGAGUGUAGAGUUCUGCCCCUAUACUAUAUAGCAGUUUCCCUUGUACCCAGUCAAUGCGAGAAAUGACGAGAAUGCCGCUGAAAGCCAGUCUCUUCCUAGUGCUUUUCUGCAUAAGUGGUUCAAUUGGGAACAGUGAUCUUCUGCUGCCUGGAAGAUACUACAGAGGAACUGAGGAUAGUUCAGGCAGUAGUGGUGAAGAUAUCACGGAGGGUUCAGCAGAUGGCACAACUGUAGUAUUGCUACCAUUCCCUACAUCCACCUCUCCUACUAUGCCUCCUUCCAGCAGUGUAGAAGUUCAGUCAUCUUCAACCACCACUCCUGUUGCUAGUACUCCCACUCCUACUCAACCCACGCGCACCCCACUUCCCCCUGCCACCACACAGCCCCCAACAAGCUCAGAACCAACUGUACCAACUGUAACUGAACCCUCAGACAAACCCUCUGAUACGACAAAGCCGACCGUAGCAACGCGUCCAAUGGAACCAACUGUGGAAACUGGUGGGAACCGAAACUCA
This is a messenger RNA of Geodia barretti, 580 nucleotides long. Lineage: Eukaryota; Metazoa; Porifera; Demospongiae; Tetractinellida; Geodiidae. The record is from the annotation of a GenBank genome assembly.